UACCUUGUUAAGUGAUUCAAAAGUUAAUGACGACCAGUGCUAAAAAUAAGUAGGUACUACAAUCCCUCACUUAUUCAAUUACCGCUAGCUUUGGAGAGCAAUUACAUUAAAAUGCAUACGCUGUUUAGUGAGCAAAAUGCUUACUAUAGGCACGCAACAGCCGUUCCGAUGGGCAUGGGUACCCCAUCCUAUCCAAGUGUUGGAGCUGCUCCAGGCUAUUAUGAGGCGCAAUAUCGUUACGGUAGUUACGCGACAGCUGCAGGUUACCCCGUAACGGGCAUCACGCAACAACACAUUCAUCACCCAGGCAAAGAUAUGGUCAAACCUCCGUAUUCAUACAUUGCCCUAAUUACCAUGGCAAUUCAGAAUGCGCCAGAUAAAAAGAUUACCUUAAACGGUAUAUAUCAAUUCAUAAUGGAAAGAUUCCCAUACUAUAGGGAGAAUAAACAGGGUUGGCAAAACUCAAUUAGGCAUAAUCUAAGUCUAAAUGAAUGCUUUGUAAAGGUACCGAGAGAUGAUAAGAAGCCUGGAAAAGGUAGCUAUUGGUCAUUAGACCCUGAUAGCUAUAAUAUGUUUGACAAUGGUUCAUAUUUGAGACGCAGAAGACGAUUUAAAAAGCAAGAUGCUUUGAAAGAAAAGGAGGAAGCAAUGAAGCGACAGAGUCUCAUCCAGACAAAACAACGAGGAGAUGAUAACAAAAACUCCUUAAAUAUUGUAGUACAAACCACGGGAGAUUUAACGAAUUCCAAUAGUAAAAAGCACUUAGAUCAAAGUGUAUUAUGUAAACCCAAAAGGGAACCCAUUAAUGAUCCUAUCUCAACAACGCAUUGUUUGGUUAGUAGCAAGUACCACAAUCAUCAUAGUCCUAUCCAAGAUAGCAAGAAUAUAACUAACAACAAUGUCCAAAGUGUCAUACAAAGUUCCCUAGUGCCAAAUCAUCAGAGCAAUCCCCACCAUCAACAACACCAUCAAAAUCCAACGAUUCAAGAUGUAUCGAUGGCUGGGCUUGAUCCAACGAGUUUCAGCGUAGACGCUCUUAUGACUAAUAACCGAGAUACGAACAACCAGAUGAUAAGUAGUCAACUCGCAAGAGAUCAUCAACAGCAACAUCAUCAACAACAUGGGAUUCAGCAACAUACACAUGGGUCGCACAGUAUAAUGGCAACCCGUCCAGAACCAACUAUGGGGGGGAGUGUCGUCUCGGCCGGUGUCAACACAAGGGAUCUGGCGGCUGUUGUAACAACGUCAACCACUGCAACAACAUCAUCCGUCGCUGCUAUGAUGGCUUCUUCCGGCUAUGGACACGUAACGACCAGUAGUAUUGCUAGAGCAAAUCCAUCGCCGUCUUCCAAUAUGUAUCCAGCGUACUGCCCGUCGGGAUAUAUUAUGGAUCACACGGAAUACAAUUCAACUUCAAGGAGUCACAAUAGCGUAGGACACGCGCAGUGGUAUCAAGAAGCUGCAAGUCCAGACACCGCAACAAUGUAUCAGGAAACCCAGUCGCCCAGUUGUCAAUUAUAUAGAUCAAGUCCGCCUACACCUCUAUCUGGAGCUGCACCAUCACCUCCUCUGUAUCAUCGCUAUUAUCAGGACUGCAAUGCCGUCAACACCAGUGGUAAUCUACCUAUAACGCUGCAUAAAUACUGAGAAUAUAGAUAUUCAAGGCCCUAUAAUCGGGAUCUUGAAGAACGCCAGCAACAAGGAGCUACCGAUAUUAAUACUGGUAGUAACAAUCCCUACG
This is a messenger RNA of Ceratosolen solmsi marchali, 1741 nucleotides long. RefSeq names its product forkhead box protein crocodile (gene croc). The coding region runs from base 112 to 1647 and encodes 511 amino acids. The record is from RefSeq and is a predicted model, not a curated record. Gene Ontology annotation, molecular function: DNA-binding transcription factor activity, RNA polymerase II-specific; RNA polymerase II cis-regulatory region sequence-specific DNA binding. Gene Ontology annotation, biological process: cell differentiation; anatomical structure morphogenesis; regulation of transcription by RNA polymerase II. The transcript has 2 exons. Lineage: Eukaryota; Metazoa; Arthropoda; Insecta; Hymenoptera; Agaonidae.